This is a messenger RNA of Pipistrellus kuhlii (Kuhl's pipistrelle), 2299 nucleotides long. RefSeq names its product homeobox A11 (gene HOXA11). The transcript has 2 exons. Gene Ontology annotation, molecular function: RNA polymerase II cis-regulatory region sequence-specific DNA binding; DNA-binding transcription factor activity, RNA polymerase II-specific. The record is from RefSeq and is a predicted model, not a curated record. The coding region runs from base 127 to 1050 and encodes 307 amino acids. Gene Ontology annotation, cellular component: nucleus. Gene Ontology annotation, biological process: anatomical structure development; regulation of transcription by RNA polymerase II. NCBI's taxonomy places the organism in Eukaryota, Metazoa, Chordata, Mammalia, Chiroptera, Vespertilionidae.
GUCAGCUUUACGUCUCCAAAUUUCUACUUCGCGGAUCCGCUUCAAAGAGGCAGCUGCCGUGGCGGAGCAUCAUGUUAAGCUCGGCUCCCGCGGCGGCGGAGAGCCCGAGGUAGCCCGGCCCCCGUGAUGGAUUUUGAUGAGCGUGGUCCCUGCUCCUCUAACAUGUACUUGCCAAGUUGUACUUACUACGUCUCGGGCCCAGACUUCUCCAGCCUCCCUUCCUUCCUGCCCCAGGCCCCGUCUUCGCGCCCCAUGACAUACUCCUACUCGUCCAACCUGCCCCCGGUCCAACCCGUGCGCGAGGUGACCUUCCGCGAGUACGCCGCCAUCGAGCCCGCCGCCAAGUGGCACCCGCGCGGCAACCUGGCGCCCUGCUACGCGGCGGCCGAGGAGCUGGCGCACCGCGACUGCCUGCAGGCGCCCGGCGCGGCCGUGCCCGGCGAGCUGGCCAAGGGCGCCGGCGUCUACCACCACCCCGCCCCCGCCGUCUCCUCCGGCUUCUAUAGCGCCGUGGGCCGCAACGGCGUCCUGCCGCAGGCGUUCGACCAGUUUUUCGAGACGGCCUACGGCUCCGCGGACAACCUCGCCUCCGCCGACUUCCCCGGCAGCGGCGACAAGAGCGCCGAGAAGGGGCCCCCGGCGGCCGCGGCGGCCACGGGCGCGCCGGCAACUUCAAGUUCGGACGGCGGCGGCGGCGGCGGCGGCGGCUGCCGGGAGGCGGCGGCGGCGGAGGAGAAGGAGCGGCGGCGGCGCCCGGAGAGCAGCAGCAGCCCCGAGUCGUCCUCCGGCCACACUGAGGACAAGGCCGGCGGCCCCGGUGGCCAGCGCACCCGGAAAAAGCGCUGCCCCUACACCAAGUACCAGAUCCGGGAGCUGGAGCGGGAGUUCUUCUUCAGCGUGUACAUCAACAAGGAGAAGCGGCUGCAGCUCUCCCGCAUGCUCAACCUCACCGACCGGCAGGUCAAAAUCUGGUUUCAGAACAGAAGGAUGAAGGAAAAAAAAAUUAACAGAGACCGCUUACAGUAUUACUCGGCCAACCCUCUCCUCUAAGGCUCCCGCCAGCUGGAAUCAGGGUGGGGGGCUGCGCACACGGGAGAUUAUACGCAGAUUUUGCCCUUGACAAGGUCAAGGCACAGCGCGGUGACUUUGGCAGAGAGGAGGUGUGCCAGAGAGGGGCCACUCGGGGAGACAGCCUCCAGGGAGGCUGCCUGGUACUCUCUUGGGCACCCGUGGCUAAGAUCCCUAACAAUUGGAUUCAGAGGAUUGUGUGCAUCCACCAGCAUGAAUGGUGUGGGACCCCUGGUGGUUCAUUCAUGGAGACUGCGAGCUUCAGGCUGGGUGUGGUCUCCGCCAGGCCCCCCGGGGGACCGACCCCCACCCAGGACCCUCCACUUGGAGCCUGCCACCCCCCGGAGUCCCUGCAUCCAGAAGCCAGUCCAUCUCCCAAACCAGUUCAGCUUGGGGACAGGAGCAGGAGGAGAGGGGUGGGGGGAUCCUAGAUGCCCAGCAUGGGGCUGCUCUCCAGAGCCAACGUGAAAGGUGACCGGACUAAGGUGGCUGUGAGGUGGGAGAGGGCUGCUGAUUCUUGAGAGAAAACAAAAAACAAAACCCUAGGAUUCCAGUGGCCCUCCACUCCUCCCAGCCCCUCACCGCACUGUCUCAACCCUGAGCUUCUUAGCAGUUGCCUCCUGCAGCCCACCCAGUCUUCCUUGGCCAGGAGGGUCUUCGUCCUGGCCUCUGCUCAGGCAGGUUGAAGCCUGCGUGCAGAGGAUCCUAGUCCCCAAGGUGGGAGACAUCACAAAGCCAAGAGGCUGUGCUGGGCGCUGGCCCCUCCAUCUCUGCAGGAAAGGCCGGAGUGCAGCAGCCUGGCACAGCUUCUGCCACACAUAACAGAAGCUCGGAUUUGCUCAGCAGAGGAGCCACCCGGCCAGCCAUCCUCAGCUUUGAGGGGCGCAAGUCCCCCAAAACACCCGGUUCCAGCGCCACCCUCUCACCCUUCGAGGCCCCGGAACUGAGCUUGGAAGCUUCCAGCAACCUUCCAAGGGCGGAAGAGUGAUUUGGAAUUAUUUUAAAAGAUAAAUAUUAUAUUAUAUAUGUAUAUUUCCCUGCAGGAACCAAAGCAAAUUUUAAAAGAUGCAAUGUAGAGAGAGAGAGAGAAAAAAGAUGAUGAAGAUAUUUAAAGGCUCUAUCUGUUUACAGUGUCCCACGGUUAAACUCACUCACUGCUAAGAGUAUUUGAAUGUACGCUUCAUACAGGGAUGGUGUUCAAAAGACUUGUAAAUAAAGAAACCAUAACCUA